Messenger RNA from Oreochromis aureus, 1899 nucleotides. RefSeq names its product pyroglutamyl-peptidase I like (gene pgpep1l). Bases 344 to 1330 code for a protein of 328 amino acids. The transcript has 8 exons. Gene Ontology annotation, biological process: proteolysis. Gene Ontology annotation, cellular component: cytosol. The record is from RefSeq and is a predicted model, not a curated record. NCBI's taxonomy places the organism in Eukaryota, Metazoa, Chordata, Actinopteri, Cichliformes, Cichlidae. Gene Ontology annotation, molecular function: pyroglutamyl-peptidase activity.
GUCCGUGACUCCGUGUUUAUGUUUUAGUUUAUUAUUAUUCUGUGGUUUUGGUUAUCUUGGGUGUUUGUACUCUUCUGUUUCAUGGUUCAUGUUCCUAUGUUCUGUGUUCCCCAGUCUGUGUUAAGUUGGUGUGUUAUGUCAUUACGUGUAUGUGUUUCCUGUUUUACUUUGAAGGUCCGUGUCUGUUUUCAGUGUGUUCAGUUUACUUUUCCCCUGUCUCGUCAGGUCUGAUUACUUCCAGCUGUGCCCUCCUUUUGUGUCUCAUUCCCUCGUUAUCCUUCUGUGUAUUUUAACCUCGUGUCUGCCUCUGUUGGUUGCUGGUUCGUCUGCGUUGUUACCCUCCAUGUUCUCGUGUGUUCUCCCUGCGUCUCCGUUUCAUGUUUCAGCUCGCUCACCACUUAGCAGUCUGCAUCUUGGGUCCAUUUAUAUUUACACACAGCCUGCCUCGGCACCCCGUGACAAUUUGAGCCUAAUCUAUAAGAGACAGAACAAACCAAAGAAAGCUUUAAGCCAGUGUCAGAAGUCCCUGCAACUGUUGAUGGACUGUAGUAAUCCAGAGAGGACUUGCUGUGUCUAUAGGGACAUGGCCACUAUUAAACAGGGCCAAGGCCACAGAGCAUGUUUCCAAGGCUCAUGCCAUAGCUGUGAGUCAUGGCCUAGAGGAGUUGGAGGGGCUCAGAUCUCCCACAGCCUGGCCUUCAUCCUUUCUGUUGCAGCAGAACCCCAUCACAAUGGUUUUGGACCUUUUCGACAGUUCUUGAUCAACACCAGCUGGGAAGCCGCCAAGGGGUUGAAACUGAUCGGACUGGGGGAGAAGGUUGAAGUCCACGUGAGGGAGUUACCAGUGAGUUACUUGAAAACCCAGAAAAUUAUUGGUGAGCUCUGGCACACUCUUAACCCAAAGUUUGCUGUACAUCUUGGUUUGGCCAGAGGCUCCAGUGUGGUGAUUUUGGAGCAAACGGGGAAGAACACUGGCUACAAAGACCGAGAUGUCUGCGGCUACUGUCCAGAGACUCGCUGCUGCAUCGAAGGGGGGCCACAGAAGCUGGAGUCAGUCAUUAACAUGAGGGUAGUCUCAAAGCACUUCAGACAAGCAGGGAUGGAUGUAGUUUAUUCAAGAGAUGCUGGCAGGUACCUGUGCGAUUUUGCAUAUUACUGCUCACUGUAUCACAGUCAGGGGAGAGCAGCCCUCAUCCAUGUACCCACAUCUGGUAUCUUGGCCUCAGCUGACAGACUGGUGCCUCUGCUGCAGGCCCUCAUUCAGAAGAUCCUGGAACAGCUGGAGGAGCAUUCAAAACCAAUAGAUCCCCCUUUUGUGUCAAUGAGGUAGAUUGUGAUCUAUAGUAGAUAUCCAUUGAUUGGUGUGAAUGGAAAAUUAAAUAUAGCAGGCAUUCGUAGUUCUCAUUCAUUUAUUUAUUCAAAAUUUCAGCAAAAAAAAAAAAGAGAAAGAAAAUACAAGAAAUUCUCAGAUACAUAUUCGGAGAAGGUGUUUUAAAAAAAUACACCAUCUCAGCUAUAGGUGUGAAAAACUUUGAGGCCUCAGAUAUAGAGCUUGAAAGAAGACAGUCUAGUGAUUUUUCGUUUUGAUUAUUUCUUUCCCCAAUCAAGUAAUGAACACACAGAUUUUGUGAAAGCAUCAUAAUAAAGUAAUAGUAGUAGUAGACCAAGGCCCCCUCAGAAGGUACAGGAAUGCAAAACAUUAAAAACAGAGGCGCAGGAUGAUGAUGAUGACGAUGAUGAACCUCAAACUUAUUGCAGUUUAAAUGCACUGAUGCAUUCUAUAUAAACCUGACAUUUGCAUGAAGAACAUUCUGAAGAAUUGAAAUGUUGAAAGACGACUAAACUGUAGUGUAUAUUUAUGCUGUUUAAGCCUAAGGUAACGCCAAAAAAAAAAAAAAA